This is a messenger RNA of Trichomycterus rosablanca, 2501 nucleotides long. RefSeq names its product component of oligomeric golgi complex 4 (gene cog4). The record is from RefSeq and is a predicted model, not a curated record. Gene Ontology annotation, biological process: Golgi organization; retrograde vesicle-mediated transport, Golgi to endoplasmic reticulum. Gene Ontology annotation, cellular component: COG complex. Bases 16 to 2349 code for a protein of 777 amino acids. The transcript has 19 exons. Lineage: Eukaryota; Metazoa; Chordata; Actinopteri; Siluriformes; Trichomycteridae.
GGAUGUUGGGACGUGAUGGAAGAAGUUGUUUCUCCAGCGCCUCGGCGCAUUCAGACAGCUGCUUUCUCCUCUGUCCGAACCGAAACCAUCGAGUCUCUGACUGAACUGGAAGAUUUAGAACGGGUCUAUGCACAGUUAUGCUCCGAAGAGGCAGAGGUACAAAAGGAGUUGGACGCCCUCUCUGGACAACAGGGCACCAUCAAGAACAAGAUGCAGGCCUUACAGAGAAUAGGGCCCAACCUGCAGCUGAUUGAGGGAGAUGCUACACAGUUAUCUGGUAUGAUCAGCUUCACUUGCAGCCUCGCAGAGAAUGUCAGCAGUAAAGUCAGACAGCUGGACCUGACAAAGAAAAGGCUGUACCAGGCGAUUCAGCGGGCAGAUGAUAUUCUUGAUUUGAAGUUCUGCACGGAUGGUGUCCAGACUGCUCUGCGUAACCAGGACUAUGAACAAGCUGCUGCCCACAUUCACCGCUACCUCUCUCUUGACCAAUCUGUAAUUGAGCUGAGCAGACAAGGAGGAGAGAGCACUGAAGUGGAUGCCAGUCUUGCUUUGCUACAGGAGGCAGAGCAGAGUUUAAAAGCUCUGGUUACUAAACGACUAGAAGAGGCAGUUGCUACAGGUGACCUUCCUCAGGUGGAACGCUUCUUUAAAAUCCUCCCCCUACUGGGUCUUCACGAGCAAGGACUUUCACAAUUUGCCCAGUACCUCUGUGGCCAGUUGGCCAGUAAGGCAGAAGAGAAUUUAAUUCUUGCAAUGGGCCCUGAUGUCAGUGAGCGCCGGGCACCCCUGAUCUUUGCUGACACACUCACACUCCUUCUGGAGGGUAUUGCUCGGAUUGUGGAAACCCAUCAGCCCAUAGUUGAAACGUACUAUGGCCCAGGCCGGCUCUACACACUUCUUACACACCUACAGAAAGAGUGUGAUACACAGACUCAGAAAGUGGUGGAUAAAUUCAUGCAGCAAAGAGGCUAUCGCAACAAGUUUCAGAUUGUGCAAAGCACUAUGAUGAGAGGUGUGUCUGCUGAGAAGAUUGAGCCAAGAGAACUGGACCCAGUGUUAUGUGAAGUCACCCUUAUGAACUCCAGAGCUGAAUUGUACUUGCGGUUUUUGAAGCGGCGCAUCACAGCUGAUUUUGACGUGGCAGACUCAGGGUCAAGAGAAUCAGUUAUUCAAGAGCACCAGCAAUGUCUAGAGCGAUUGCUAAAGGAAUGUCAGCUUAGUUGCAUCAUGCAGGAGCUCAUAGGCUACUACAUCCCCAUGGAGGAGUACUAUAUGAGAGAGACUGUAAACAAGGCAGUUGCUAUGGACACAGCCGAGGCAGGUCAGCUGAGCUCCAGCAUGGUGGAUGACGUUUUUUACAUUAUAAAGAAGUGCAUCAGUCGUGCUUUAACAAGUGCCAGCUCUGACUGUGUGUGUGCCAUGAUUAAUCAUGCCACUAGCGUGCUUGAGACAGAUUUUAGUGAAGUUCUGGUGUGUAAGCUGAGAGCUGGGUAUCCAGCCAGCACUUUCCAGGACCUGCAACGUGGCGUUACCAGUGCCGUCAGCUUGAUGCAAACCAGCUUACAACAGGGAAAGAUACAGACACUAGGCAUUGAGAGUCAAGAACAAGCCAAAAGUGCAUACCUGGUCACACUUAAUAACGUGGAAGUCUGCAGCGAGAACAUCAGCACUCUGAAAAAAAACCUGGAGAGUGAUUGUGCCAAGCUUUUUAGUCAGGUGACAGGUUCUGAACAUGCCCAAGCUAAGAUUGACAGCUGUCUGUCUGACUUAGUGAAUACUUCCAGCAAGUUCAAAGAUCUCCUUCAGGAGGGCCUUCAGGAGCUGAAUAACACAGCUAUUAAACCUCAAGUCAAACCCUGGGUUAGCAACUUCCUGUCAGUUUCACACAAUAUUGAAGAGGAGGAGUUCAGUGAGUAUGAAGCCAAUGAUCCAUGGGUUCAGCAGCUCAUUGUGCAACUUGAGCAGCUCAUGGCUGAAUUUAAGGCUGGCCUAUCACCAGUGAUCUAUGAUAUUCUGAGUAGUCUGAUGACCAGCCUUAUUUCUGUGGAGUUGGAGAAGACUGUUUUUAAAUGUACCUUCAGCAGACUUGGGGGGCUGCAGUUUGAUAAGGAGUUACGCUCUUUGGUGGCAUAUUUGUCAUCAGUCACCUCCUGGACCAUCCGGGAUAAGUUUGCAAGGCUAACUCAGAUUGCAACAAUUCUCAAUCUGGAGAGGGUAUCAGAGAUCCUUGAUUACUGGGGACCAAACUCUGGGCCUCUAACUUGGCGUCUGACUCCUGCUGAGGUGCGACAGGUCUUAGCUCUCAGAGUAGACUUUCGCAGUGAGGACAUUAAACGACUACGCCUUUAAUUCAGGACUGGACCUAACCCAUUUAGUUCUUAAACAUAGUCCAUUAUGCAAUGGUAAAUCAAUUUUAUAAAUGAAUCUUGGGGUAUGUACAUUUGUAUACAAAUUCUGCAAAAAUGGUUUCUUGAAUGUGUUGCUGUUUGUAUUAAACAUUC